Loa loa (African eye worm) is the source of this 801-nucleotide messenger RNA. RefSeq lists its product as hypothetical. Lineage: Eukaryota; Metazoa; Nematoda; Chromadorea; Rhabditida; Onchocercidae. The record is from RefSeq and is a predicted model, not a curated record. Gene Ontology annotation, cellular component: prefoldin complex; cytoplasm. The transcript is spliced from 4 exons. Gene Ontology annotation, molecular function: protein-folding chaperone binding. Gene Ontology annotation, biological process: chaperone-mediated protein complex assembly; protein folding. Bases 22 to 390 code for a protein of 122 amino acids.
AGUUUCAGUUUCGAGAACAAGAUGGGCGAUUUUAUUAUGAAUAAAUUCGAAGAAGAGCUUGCCAAAUAUAAGCAAUUUGAGAAAGAUCGCGAAAAAAAUAUUCAUAAUCGACAGCAGCUUGAAGGGCAGUUGACGGAAAAUAAUCUUGUGAAAACCGAGCUUGAUCUUCUAGAAGAUGGUGCAACGGUGUACAAAUUGAUUGGACCAGUACUUGUUAAGCAAGAUCUCACGGAAGCAAAACAAAAUGUUGAAAAGCGCAUAGAUUAUAUCACAAGUGAAAUAAAGCGAUUAGAGGAAACGAUAGCAGAUUCUGUAACGAAGCAAGAAAAUCAGAAACAAACAGUGAUGAGGUUACAAAAUGCAGUAACUCAACGGUUCCGGAAUAAAUGAUCGCAAAGUACUUGAAAAGUGAUUUUUGUUCAGCAUGUUAUGUUGUCGUUAGAAUUUUUGCUUAUGUUGCAAAAAUUUACCGUUAAUCAAAAUUUUGAAUUGAUAUUGGGAAUUUCUUUUAAUAAGCAAAUUUGUUCAGAAAUUAGCAUCGCAAUGCAUAUUUUUAUCUUGAAUUAUCUGUAAUGCUUAAUUAAGCCAUGAGGGUUUUAUGUCUGUAUAUCCAUUUUUGCAUAGGGUUGUGAAUGAUGAGCAUUAGUUGAAGUUAUGUAAUGUGUGAAAGAUGAUUCGUAGUUGAAUUUCACGUUAAAGCUGUGAUGCAUGAAUAUAAUAGCUAAAUUCUGCUUUGAUUUAUGCACAGUUACCGUGUUAAAAACCACAGAGGCUGAGUAGUACUUUUUAAUAUUAGGUUGC